This is a messenger RNA of Sphaeroforma arctica JP610, 311 nucleotides long. RefSeq lists its product as hypothetical. Lineage: Eukaryota; Ichthyosporea; Ichthyophonida. The transcript has 2 exons. The annotation marks the transcript as partial. The record is from RefSeq and is a predicted model, not a curated record.
GUCUCCUGACUCUCUUCGUACUAGCUCAUCUGACCACAGUACUGGCCUUCCUCAUGUGGGCUGGAAUGAGAUCGGUGGGCAGGAUGUCGCGGGUCUCGUGGAUCGGUACAGGCUUCAUGUGGUUUGGCGUAUUGUACGUGACAGCGUUCGCGUUGGCCAGUGAGAACAAGUGGGUUCUUUUCUCCGCCAUAAUGUUAUAUACGUUCCUCUCGUCCAGCUUCCCGACAACAGAUCAGGUGCGUGUGCUUGUUUGCGGAUUAGGUCACUACGUUUUCAAUUCCGUGAACUAUGCGGCCCUACGCGUUAACUAG